AUGUUUAGAAACGCAGAGACCGCUCGGAGACCGCCAAUAGUUCAGAAGAUACUCGAUGCGAAUGCAACGGAAAUAAAGGAGACAGUCAGGACUUCAAAGGCUUUUGUCGACCUCUUCGAGCGGCAUGUCCAAGAGAACGACAUCCAACUCGCGUACCAUCACAGACUCUCAAGGAGGUUCAACUUCCUCAAGAUGUCAACAUUUUAUGAAAACAGCACUGUUUCCAACAAUUGCACGGUCUUCCCAUAUCACCUCAUGUUGCAACAGCUUACCAACUACGUGCAGGGAAAGCCGCAGGCUGGAACACUUGCGCUAGUGCUGAUAUUCCAGUACUACUCUGGGAGACGACAAUUUGAUCACAUUCAGUCUGCUCAAGUCUUUACGUUUGAAGACAUCAAGGCUAUCAACUCAACGAUUGAUCAGCCCGAGCUCUGGAAGUUCAUGAAGGAAUUCUUCCCAGGAGUGUUCACUAAGAGCGAGGUACGAUAUCGUGGAGACUCUGUGGAUGAGAUUGUGAGGAAACUAGGGCUGCGCAUGGGUCUCAAUGACCCCAUCAACGUUCGGAACCAUCUGGCGAAACUUGGCAGGCAGGACGCAGGUUUUGGAGCAUGGAAGAGCGACGAGCCGAUCAGACCUCUGUGUGCGGAGGGGAACGUUCGGGUCCCGUUGGGUGACCAUGCUGCAUCGUGGAUACUUUCAAACGAUGAGAUGCUGUCGAUGAAGGCGAAGCUUGUUCAAAACUUCCCAUCUCUGGAGGUUUUGCUGCAUUGUUGACCUCUGAAUGACGUGAAGGAAUGAUUGCAGGUGCCGGACUGGAUGUCGUUCCCUGGACAAUACGUCGCCCUUGCCUUUCCUCAACAUGGGGUGAGGAAUGGGAAGCAAAUUCGGUUCCGCAUCUCCAUCCGCAGCGUUGCUCCUCGCCUUGUUCAGCUGUGGUACCGCCUUGAAAACCUGGACGGCAUCUCAAUCAAACAAAAAUCUUCUCAAUUGAUCGCAACUGGAAUGGACUUCUUGCUUGAUUUCUCCCUCAAGGGUAUCCAGCCCGGCAUUCAUCUCGGAGGGGUCGUCUUCUCGGCCGAGGAGGGAGGAACAGAGUUGUUCCGGUGCCCUGUUUACCUCCAAGUCAUCGACCUCCGCGACCUCGACGAGAAUGUUCUGACCAAGAUAGUGGCGGCCUCUAUAGAAGAAAGGACCCUCCGAAUGAAACUCGCGGAGACUGCAGAAGACAACUCAGCUAUCAACGCAACACACCUCCAGCAGGCUCUGGACGAUUUGGGGAUGCCGUCACUCGUAGGCGAUGUCCAUGACUUCAUGAGGAUGCUUGCACCUGAGGAUGGAGAGACUAGUAUAGACCAGCUCAUGAGGAAAAUUUACCGGCCCUCGAGACAAAAAGUAGACAGCAAGAGGUCCAUCGCAGCCAAACAGAAGGAUGAGAUUCAGAAGGUUGUUUACGAGACUGGGCUUGCUGCCGUGAUCACAGUCAAGCACUCGUUGGAGAUCACAGAGCUUCAGCAGAACUAUCAAGACACCCUCUCGAUCAUACAAAGCUCCCCAACAAGGUUCAAGAACGCAGGAUUGAUGUCGGGCUCGGUCAGCGUAGAGCCAAGCAAGACCUUCAGCGAGAGCGGCACAGAAAACUUAGGGAGGAGGAAGUCAAUUACGUGAUUGCAGUUAUCUCUAGGUAGAAUGUACAAUAAAAACUUCUUGACAUC
Messenger RNA from Guillardia theta CCMP2712, 1712 nucleotides. RefSeq lists its product as hypothetical. The coding region runs from base 817 to 1665 and encodes 282 amino acids. Lineage: Eukaryota; Cryptophyceae; Pyrenomonadales; Geminigeraceae. The record is from RefSeq and is a predicted model, not a curated record. The transcript has 16 exons.